Aphidius gifuensis is the source of this 2639-nucleotide messenger RNA. It is a transcript of the gene Pdk, whose product is annotated as pyruvate dehydrogenase (acetyl-transferring) kinase, mitochondrial. The record is from RefSeq and is a predicted model, not a curated record. Gene Ontology annotation, biological process: protein phosphorylation; regulation of glucose metabolic process. Lineage: Eukaryota; Metazoa; Arthropoda; Insecta; Hymenoptera; Braconidae. Gene Ontology annotation, cellular component: mitochondrion. The transcript has 6 exons. Gene Ontology annotation, molecular function: pyruvate dehydrogenase (acetyl-transferring) kinase activity. The coding region runs from base 647 to 1900 and encodes 417 amino acids.
GCAUUUAUAUAUCUAUCUUUUUUUAACUCUAAUUAAAUAAUUUUGUUUUCUCUCUCUUUUACACUGUGUUUAUAUUAUUUUUCCUCUCGUCACUGACAAAAAAUAAGCUUUUAUCCCAACCAGUAUGCUGACAACAACAAAAAAAGCAAGAAAAAAAAUAUAAAAGUAAUAAAAAUAAAAUAUAUCAGACUACAGUUGCUGACUGCCAUUUAAUAUCAGCACAUAAUGGUUUUUUUUUUUUUCUUUUUUUUUCUAUUAUUUUCAAUUUUCAAUGAAAUUGCAAUCAAUUUGUUAUGAUACUCGGUGUGUGGAUAAAUAAUCAAAAAAAUAAUAUUGUGAAAAUAAAUAUAUUUAGUUUUUUAAAUAAUUUUAUAAACAAUUAUUAUUUUAGCAACAAAAUAAAAACAAUAUAAUAAUAAUAAAGUGGAUAGUUGAUUGGUUGAUUGACGACAUUCGAGUGGAGACUUUGAAGAGUCAACUCAUGAACUCCAACAACAAUUGUUAUUUAUUUUUUUUUUUUUAUUAUUAUUAUUAAAUAAAUUUUAGUACAGUUUUAUUUUUGUUAAAGUUUAUUUGUUUAUUUAUAAUUUAGUUGUUUUAUUUGUAUUUGAGUUAUUGAGAAUUUUGGAGUAUUUUUAUUGCAAAAAUGAAGCUGACACUGAGAUGUUUUGGAAAUAUAAGAAAAAUGCUGGAUUUUUAUUCACAAUUUAAUCCAUCACCACUGUCAAUUAAACAAUUCAUUGAUUUUGGUUUAAGUGCAUGUGAACGAAAAUCAUUCACAUUUUUGAGAAAAGAAUUGCCAGUUAGAUUGGCAAAUAUAAUGCAAGAAAUCCACUUGUUACCAGAACAUCUACUUCGUAUGCCAAGUGUUGGAAUUGUUAAUAAUUUAUAUAUAAAAUCAUUUGAAGAAAUACUACAAUUUGAAACAUCUGACAUUAAUAAUGAUACACUUGACAAAUUUUGUCAGGCGUUAAUUAAAAUACGUAAUCGUCACAGUGAUGUUGUUGAAGUAAUGGCAAAAGGUGUCCUUGAAUUAAAAGAAUCACAUGAUGUUGAUGUACAAAUGGAAAAUAGUAUGCAAUAUUUUCUUGAUAGAUUUUUUAUGUCACGUGUGUCAAUAAGGAUGUUGAUAAAUCAACACACAUUAUUAUUUGGUGGUGUAUUGAAUGGACACAGUAGACACGUGGGUUGUAUUGAUCCAUUUUGUGACGUUAUUAGUGUCGUUAAAGAUGCAUAUGAAAAUGCUCGUUUUUUAUGUGAUCAAUAUUAUCUUGCAAGUCCUGAAUUGAUUGUUAAAGUUCACAAUGCAUACGAUCAAAGCAAAGAAGUGAGAAUAAUAUAUGUACCAAGUCAUUUGUAUCAUAUGCUAUUUGAAUUAUUUAAAAAUAGUAUGAGAGCUGUUAUGGAACAUCAUGGAUCAGAUUCUGAUUCUUAUCCACCAGUUGAAGUAACUGUAAUUCAAGGAAAAGAAGAUAUUUGUGUCAAGAUGUCUGAUUUGGGUGGUGGAAUACCAAGAUCACAAACUGAUCAUUUAUUUAAAUACAUGUAUAGUACAGCACCACAACCAAGUCAAUCUGGUAGUGAUACUGUUCCAUUGGCUGGUUAUGGAUAUGGUCUUCCAUUGUCUAGGCUUUAUGCUAGAUAUUUUCAUGGUGAUAUUGUGUUGAUAAGUUGUGAGGGAUAUGGUACUGAUGCUGUUAUUUAUAUGAAGGCACUUUCAAAUGAGGCCAAUGAAUUAUUGCCAAUAUUUAAUAAGACAUCAUCAAAGUUUUAUCGUACACCAGUACCAACAGCUGACUGGAGCAGUUCUUGUGGUGGUGGUAUGGCAGCAAGACAAUUAAAUAUGAGCCAUAAUCAAGGACACAGAUUACCAAAUGGUAUGAAUGUCAAUCCUUGUUAAUAUCAUUUAUUAUUAACAAUUAAAAUUGGUCCAAUAAUACUGAAAUUCAUAUUGAUAAUAAAUAAAUUCAUUAAUUAAAGUGAUAAAAUUGAUAUUCAUUGAUUGAAAAAAGUUUUUUUUUUAUUUUUUUUUUGUUAUUGUAAUGAUUUGAUUGUAGUAAAUAUAUUACACGGUGUAAUUUUAAAUUUAUAUUGUAAAAAUGAAAAAAUUAGUUUUAAUUUGUUAUUUUAAUUUUUUGAAAAUACAAUUCCAUUAAAUUAUUAUUAUAACAAUUUUUUUUUAUUUUUAUUUUUUAUUAUUUGUUUGAAUAUUUAUGCAAAAAAAAAAAAAAAAUUAUAUAUUUUAUUUAUAUUAUUAUUAUCGCACAGUUUAGAAUUUCAUAUAAUUUUAUUAUUAUUUAGUUGAAAAAUAAAAAAAAAUGAAUUAAAUUAUUUUUAAAAUAGAAUAUACACUUUUUUUUUUUUUUUUUUUUUUUAACGAAAAUAUUUAAUUUGUGAUUGAUUUUAUUUUAGAAGGAUGGUAAAUUUAUUUUUAAUUAGAAGAAAUAAUAAAUAAUAUUGUAAAAUGAAAAAGAAAAUAAUAAAAUAGAAUCUCGAGUAAUUAAAAAAAAAAUUACUAGAGAAAAUUAUUUGUAAAAAAGAAAAAAAAGUAUGUUAAUUGUUGUGAGAAAAUAAUAUUGUACUGAAGCUUGAUAAUGUUGUUAAAAUAAAACGUGAUAAUGGCUUUUAAAAAGAAAAAA